Molecule: messenger RNA, 5115 nt
Organism: Liolophura sinensis
Lineage: Eukaryota; Metazoa; Mollusca; Polyplacophora; Chitonida; Chitonidae
Product: phagosome assembly factor 1-like
Exons: 13
Coding region: 112-1392 (426 amino acids)
Biological process (GO): Golgi to plasma membrane protein transport
Cellular component (GO): trans-Golgi network
Source: RefSeq, a predicted model, not a curated record
CACUGACGAACGAAUGAAAACAUAAACAUUGUAUAGUCAGCUCGUUAAAGCAGCAAUGACGUUAGUUAUUUAAAUAAAAAGGGAAGAGACUAGAACCCUGCUGCCAGGAAUAUGCUCGAUUUAGAGGUUGUCCCCGAGCGAUCCCUGGGAAACGAACAAUGGGAGUUCGUUUUGGGGAUGCCGUUUUAUCAGGCGGUUAAUAUAUUAAAACGGCAAGAUAGACUCAUCAAAGCGGUACAAGUUUGGUAUAGUGACCAGAACCCAUUACAAAUGGACUUGGUCCUGAACCUUUCUCAGGAUGGAAUCAAGCUCAUCUUUGACCCCGUGUCACAGAGGUUAAAGAUUAUAGAAGUCAAUAUCAUGAGCAAAGUCAAAUUAAAAUAUUGUGGUGUUCAUUUUAAUGCUCCCCAAAUCCAACCAACGAUAGAGCAGAUUGACCAGUCAUUUGGAGCUACACAUCCUGGAGUGUAUAACUCAGAAAAGCAGCUCUUUGUUCUGAAUUUCCGGGGUCUCUCAUUUGAUUUUCCAAUAGAGUCUAAAUUUGAGCCCAGAUACGCUCAUGGUCUUGGCUCACUGCAGUUCCCCAAUGGAGCCUCACCUGUGGUGUCUAGAAUGUGUAUAUAUACAGGCAACAGUCUGGCUGAUACCAGGGCUCCUCCACUACCUAUCACCUGUUUCCAUGGCAACUGCUUUGUGGAGUGUUUAGAAGUUCUCAGAGAGCAUAAUGUUACAAAGGGGCUCAAAUUCAUUUUAGUAACUGAAGGAAAUGGCCCAGGAAAGCUGCUUGACCCUAGAAAAAAGACUGUAGAAAGAAUAGUUAGGUUUGGUGACUCAUGUCAGGAUGUUAUAAGUGCCUUAGGAUGCCCUAGCAAAGUGUUCUACAAAGCUGAAGACAAAAUGAAAAUCCAUUCCCCAGACGCUCACAAGAGGGUCAAGUCACGCUGGUCAGAUUUCUUCUUCAAUUAUUUCACCAUGGGCGUGGAUAUCUUGUUUGAUGCAAACACCCAUCAAGUGAAAAAGUUUCUCAUGCAUACCAACUACCCAGGCCAUUAUAACUUCAACAUGUAUUGUAGGUGUGAGUUCAAGCUGCCGGCCGUGGUGGACAGACCCAAAGGGGAACGCACUCGCCACCCGUCAGAAGAUGAGCUGAUCGUCACGGCCUACCACAAGUGGGAGGAUGUCCAGGAGUGGCUGGUCAAGCCUCAGGAACGCCCGGUCAUUCUAAACCGAUCCUCGUCUACCAACACAUCCAAUCCGUUUGGCUCAACCUUCUGCUAUGGUGUCCAGGAUAUGAUAUUUGAGGUUAUGCAGAAUCACCACAUAGCGUCAGUUACCUUAUACCAGGCCCAACCCACUACUACGACAGCUGUCAAUCAACCUCUGCUAUGCUAAUGUAACCAGACUUUAGAGGGAACUGUGCAAGCAAACAAAAGACAAUGAGAACGCCAGUGGGAGAGUUUGUGAACAUUUUUACCCCAAUUUUUUUUGUUUUUCUUUUUCCUCCUUUGUUUUAUUUUAGUUAUCGUAGAGGUGAAGGGAGGCAAACAUGUCCAGUGUUAGGUGUUUUUUUUUUUUGAUGAGACGCCUUGCCACUUUUAUCUUGUAAUCAGUAUGAUUUUAAUUCUUGAAGAUAUUUAUGAAUGAUAUCAUUUUUACCUCAUGGACAUGUAAUGCAUGCUCUGCUUCCCUUCUCAUCAAUGUGUAUAAAGUUAAAAUUUCAACCCUCAGAACAGCUUUUUAAUUCACUUCACAUUUCCCGACUUUUUCCCUGAAAACUUGGUCAGUCAAUAUUGAAUGGUAAAUUUUUGUGAAAGUGAGCGCAAUGAAGUAAUCCCUACCCCAGUCCAUUUUUUGUCCAUUACUCUGAAAGUUGUGUUGUAUAAGUGACAUUAUUCAGGAUACCACACUCAUCCCAGGCAGCAUGCUUUACAAGAGACAUUACCAAAAAAAAAAAUAAAAACCCCUUAAGACAAAAUUUCUCUGAAAGAUCUGCCCCUUUUAUUAGAUUUUACCCCAUAAAUUGCUGAUUUUUUAAAGCAGUACAUGUAUGCAAAUUUGCUGUGUGAAGCUAGUGUUUUAUUGACUGUUUACCUGCCCUUUGCUCAAGUCCAUUGGUUGAUCCAUCAGACCUUGUUCCAAGUCACCACCAGUUGAUCUCAACUACACUCUUUAACACAUUCUUUGUGAAUGAGGUAAAGGUCGCAGGGGUCAGAUCUCUCACACGAUGACAACUCUUCAUUCCUGGGUGUACAUGUACUUGUUUCUUGUUAUUUAAGUGGAUGUAACAAUACAUCGCAGGGUAUUUUGUGGUUUUAAAAGUUUUACCGUGUUUUAAUGAAGUAGCGGCUGUUUUUUUCUUUUUUUGUUAAUUGGCUUAUCAGCCUUGUGUGUAAAUUUGAAACUGCCUUAGCUUGUGCAUUAGCAAUGAUGUGGCCAGUCUUGGGAGUUCAGAAUAGCCCAGAACUUUUUUUAAUGAAGCAGAUUGUUCUUGAGUCUUUUCAGUAGUGUUUUUUAUGUGUGUACAAUAUUUUCAUCUAAUAUUGGAUUUACUUGACAGCAUAGUUAGGAAACAAUAUGUGUUAUAUUUGGUGAAAACAAAAUCUCUCAUGCAUUCCUGAAUGACAAUUGCACGAUAUUGGGUGGUGAAAUUUCAGCAUCAUUGAGUUUAUUUAUGAAUUCAGCAAUACAGCCUAAAAAGUCAAAUAUUAAUAAAGAUCAAACCAUAGUUCCUUUUUUUUUUACAAAUAACAGAUUGGACUAUUUUUUAAUAGUCAUUUGGCAGCCAUUAUUGUUAAUCACAGCCCUGGAAAUUUGACUGUUAAUAAAUAAUUUAUUAAACCAAUAUUAGGUCAUUUUAAUACUGUACCUGUGUACAUGUAUGUAAUUGUGUGGAAUGUUGACCUUUGAGAAUAAGCCAUGGUUUGAAGUGUUCUUUCCAAACUUGCCGCAUAAUGUUUUCAGAAUUGUGCAUGCAGUUCUGUCUGGUUCUCACAGUGAGCACAGACAAUUUUGCUGUAUGAUUGUCUUCUCACGAGUGUAAUCUGGUUCUCACAGUGAGCACAAACAAUUUUACUUUAUCAUUGUCUUCUCACAGGUGUAGUCUGGUUCUCAGAGUGAGCACAGACAAUUUUACUGCAUGAAAGUCAUCUCAUGGGUGUCUUCUUACAGUGAAAGCAAACAGACAACUUCACUGUAUGAAUGUCAUCUCACAGAUGUCUUCUCACAGGGAGAACAGACAGAAAGUUUUACUGAACAAAUCACUGUUAACUCAAUGUUACAUUGAUUCAAACAUGUUAACAAACAGACAAAUGGAUACAAAAUUAAAGUAUGAUGAAUCCGGAGAUGGUGAUGUAAGGAAGGUAAGAAUUUUCUUGUGAUAGAAGAACGUUAUUUUUUUGCCUCUUGUUUGAAAACAGGAGAUAAUUGAAAGCUAUUAAAUAUCUACAUGUACACUCAGUAAUUUGCAAUGAUGUGAUAAGACAUUUAUUGUAUGGUUGAACUUACUAAUAGCAAGUCGUACUUGGUAUGCAUUGAAUGAAAUAGGUUUGCAACCCAGUGCUAAGGUUGCUGUGUGUAUUUACAACGCUUAAAGGUAUUGAUUUCUUUCUUUUUUUCUCUUUUUUUUUUCUCCAUAAAAGUCAAGUCUGCAUGUUGAAUAUAUCUUGGAUAUAGACAAUAGAUUUUGUUUGAGCGUGUUUGAUGAACGAAUAUAUUUCUGUAUAUUUGUCAUAUUUAAAAUCUUAAAUUGUUGACAUAAAUCAUAUAAAAAUAUAAAAUAUCCAUGUAAAUAUUCAUCUUCAGAUAUGUCAGUCACAAUAUACAUGUCCAUACGCCACACGCACUGUGACUGCAUGAAAUUUAUACUUAGAAAUCGGAAAAUUUAAUACGGGACGUGGUAUGUACAUACAUGCACAAUGUAAACUCAGCAUAAAAUUAAUAGGAAAUAUGUCAAAUUCAGAUGUACAUAAUAAACCUGGUGAAAUUCAUGCAUGGAAUGCUCCUUCGUGUAUUAGGACAAGUUACAAUCUAAAGUAUGGCAGACCUGAGUAAUUACUUGUAAAAAGGUUAUUUCUUUUUGUAGAUUUGCAAUCUUGUCUUAAGUCAGUGGCCUACGUCCAUGACUUCUCCUUGAGCGCCUAGUGUUUAUACAGUGUAUGUUCAUGAGACAGUGUUAUUCAUACUCGAUUAUCAAAUGCAUGUUGAUGAAAAUGUUGAAUGCAUCUGUUAUGUCAUACCGUUGUUUCCUAAUUAGAAGGUUGAAUAGAUGGGGUUGAUAAGUUACUGAACGGAAGCAUGCAAAACGGGGAUUUAUUUGCUGUAAUUCUUCAACCACUGCAGCACUUUUUUUUGUAAUUGAGAAGUACAAUUACUACCAAGAGCAUGCUAAAAUGAUUCAUGUGUGUCACUAAAGAUGCAAGCUUCAUAAGACUCUGAAAAAUAGUUUUCUACACCCCAUAGCUCUCCCAGGAUGUUUCAAAAUGUCGGUUGCAGAGGCAGUUGAAAAGGGUGAAGAAUUAGGGUAAACGGUAAUGUAACCCCUGAAAUAAAAAUGGACAAAUAAUGUUACAUGCAUCCCAUUGCCAUUUGGGAUUCUAAAGUAUUACCUCUUGUAGGCACUUACAAAACCUACGCGGUACAUUUACUCACCUUCCAUCAUUACAGCAAAAAGUUGUACUCAGGCCUAGCUCUGCAUUGCUCUAUACCUUUGCUAACACCACAGUACAUUGCUCUAUACCUUUGGUAACACUACUGUACAUUGCUCUAUACCUUUGCUACUGAUACGGUAGUGUUAGCAAAGAUAUAGAGCAAUGUAGAGCUAACUCAGGCUAUAGUGUCUUCAGACUAAAAUCAGAUAAAAUGUGAAGAACAGUAUUUGUGCACAAUGAUUUUUUACUCACAUUUUUUGAGACUGAUGACUUUUUCUAGUCAGUCUGUCCACGAAGGCAGUGUUACAUAUUAGCUAGUUUGCAAGUCUCUAAGGUAUGGAAGCAUGGCAAGGUUAAGAGAUUGUAAAGAGUAAGGAAUAUAUUGUCUCAUUUGUUUCAGACGAUGCUCCAUUGUGUGUUUUGACGUGGAUAACAUAGUGAAAUGCAUGUACCACAUUACCAAAUUGUC